UUUGUUUAUAAUCAGGAAAUAAUUGUAGGCCACGGUCAUGUGGGAUAUGUAUACAAUCGUGAGAGUGAGACUGGUGCCAAAACCUUCCAAAGGUUUUCUGAUACAAAAACAAAGACAAUUCCUUAGAAAAUACAAAGCAAACGACGAAUAAGUUGUACAUACCACUUGCUCUCUCAAUCACGAGAGAGAGAGAGAGAGAGAGAGAGAGAGAGAGAGAGGAGGACUUCCUCGAAGAGAAACUCAACCCCCUCACACACAAAAGUGUACCUCAUAAUUUCCAAACCAAUUUCAUUCUUUCUUUUCUGUCUUUCUGUCUCUAAGCUUUCCCAUUUCUAAUUCUCCUUUGGAUUGCUCCGUUUGUGGUCAUGGAAGUAAACCAAGCUAUUGCACCUGCAGGGUCUUUUGGUCAUGAAGCACCAAACAACCAUAGCCAUAAGUACAAUUCCUCAUCUUUCCAAACCAACCACCAGCAUCAGCACCAUGGAAUCUUCCCUUCAAAAUCCAUUCUCAUAAUCAUCAUAUCCGCAGUCUCAUUUGUAAUCAUCCUCUUUGCCUUGUUUCUCAUCAUGUUCAUGGUUAAACGACUCAAAUCCACCAAAAAAAGCCUCACUUUCAAAGAGAGUAGCGGCAUCAACAAUGCGAGUAGCAGGUUCAUGAAUCAUGCUACUGCUAUAAACUUCGUGUCUAGCCCAGAUGUCAAAGGUGGGUGUCUUUAUGGAGGAAAUUUGAGCAGGACAUCAACAAGUAGACAAAGAGAGAGAGGAGUCCAGGUGUUCACAUAUAAGGAACUUGAAAUGGCGACAGAGAGAUUUAAUGAGGGAAAUGUGAUAGGCAGUGGUGGGUUUGGGGUAGUGUAUAGAGGGGUCCUCAGUGAUGGAACUGUGGCUGCAAUUAAGAUGUUGCAUAAAGUUGGGAAGCAAGGAGAGCGUGCUUUCAGGGUCGAGGUGGACUUGCUAAGCAGAUUACACUCUCCUUAUUUGGUGGAGCUACUUGGGUAUUGUGCGGACCAGCAUCAUAGGCUCUUAAUAUUUGAAUACAUGCCCAAUGGUACUCUACAACAUCACAUUCACAAUCAACAUCAGCCGUUGGAUUGGGGGACCCGUUUGAGAAUGGCACUUGAUUGUGCUAGGGCCCUUGAGUUCCUCCAUGAGAAUUCUACUCAAUCUGUUAUCCAUCGUGAUUUCAAGAGCACCAAUGUUCUACUCGAUCAAAAUUUCCGAGCAAAAGUUUCUGAUUUUGGGUUGGCCAAGAUGGGUUCGGACAAGAUCAAUGGUCAGAUCUCAACACGUGUACUGGGGACCACAGGAUAUCUGGCACCAGAAUAUGCUUCAACAGGAAAGCUUACUACAAAGUCUGAUGUAUAUAGCUAUGGAGUUGUUCUUUUGGAGCUGUUAACAGGCCGUGUUCCAGUUGAUACCAAGCGACCUCCUGGAGAGCAUGUUCUUGUCUCAUGGGCUCUUCCAAGGUUAACUAACAGAGAAAAGGUGGUGAAGAUGGUUGAUCCAGCUCUGAAGGACAACUACUCAAAGAAAGAUCUAAUCCAGAUUGCUGCAAUUGCAGCCAUGUGUGUGCAGCCAGAAGCAGACUACCGGCCUUUAAUGACAGAUGUAGUGCAGUCAUUAAUCCCCCUGGUUAAGAACAACUCUAAUAUUAUUGGCUCUUCUAGAUUUCAGAUUCCAUCAAUACUAAGUCCCAGAUAUUAGCUAGGCCAACAUAUGUGUCAAAACUACUGCAACAAAAUACAUAUUAUAUCAGUAAACAAUCAAACAGUUUGUCAGAUAUAAUUUUAAGCAGCCACAAAGACAAGUUUUGAGUGGUUUAGAAGAAUGUUGGUUUAUGGAUUGGACUUCCAGCUUCUUCUGAAAUUCUUACUGGAUAGGAACAGGAUUGGCUAAGUAUAUAAAAAUCAAUUCAGCACAGCUCGAUGCAUAUUUGUAGGCCAGCAUGAACAGUAUUCUACUUUGGAAGACAACAGGGAUACCUGGCCCAGGAUCAUAAGCGAAGCGGGAACUGCACAAGUUUUCUGUAUACAAAAUUUCGUACGUUAGCCAUUAAUAAAGCACCCAACUUUCUUUGCACAGUUCUGGGUGUAAAUUUAUUUUUUCAAACUUUUUAUUUAUUGCCAUAGGUCCACAGGUGUUAGUUGUUUAAGUUUGCUAUCUGUCCAGAUCAAAUUUAAUUUUGUCAUUUAAAAUUUUGUCAUGCCAAAAUGAUCAUGAAAAUACCCAAAUACGUCAAAUACACAUUUUUUACAAUCAAAAAAAAUAAAAACCAAUUUCCUCGA
Messenger RNA from Ziziphus jujuba (common jujube), 2284 nucleotides. RefSeq names its product probable serine/threonine-protein kinase PBL7. NCBI's taxonomy places the organism in Eukaryota, Viridiplantae, Streptophyta, Magnoliopsida, Rosales, Rhamnaceae. Gene Ontology annotation, biological process: protein phosphorylation. The record is from RefSeq and is a predicted model, not a curated record. Gene Ontology annotation, molecular function: ATP binding; protein kinase activity. The transcript is spliced from 6 exons. Bases 366 to 1703 code for a protein of 445 amino acids.